AGGCGGCAGCGGUGGGAGCGCGGCGUGGAGGGCUGUGCCGGCUGCUGCUGCAGCCGCAUCUUUGCCUGCUCCCCUCGCCGUCAGUGGGGCGCUUUGCGCCUUCAGUCUGGGACCGAAGCCGCCGGCCGUCGCGGGCGGCCGGAUCCGCGCCCUGUCUCAGAGCCCGAAGGACAUGCAGGAGAGAGAAUGAGCCAGAGGGACACGCUGGUGCACCUAUUUGCCGGGGGAUGUGGUGGUACAGUGGGAGCUAUUCUGACAUGUCCAUUGGAAGUUGUAAAAACACGACUGCAGUCAUCUUCUGUGACACUUUACAUCUCUGAAGUGCAGCUAAACACCAUGGCUGGAGCCAGUGUCAACCGAGUAGUCUCUCCCGGACCUCUCCAUUGCCUAAAGGUGAUCUUGGAAAAAGAAGGGCCUCGUUCUUUGUUUAGAGGAUUGGGCCCCAAUUUAGUGGGGGUGGCUCCUUCCAGAGCAAUAUACUUUGCUGCUUAUUCAAACUGCAAGGAAAAGUUGAAUGGUGUAUUUGAUCCUGAUUCUACCCAGGUACACAUGAUUUCUGCUGCAGUGGCAGGUUUUACUGCAAUCACAGCGACCAACCCCAUUUGGCUUAUAAAGACUCGGUUACAGCUUGAAGCAAGGAACCGUGGAGAAAAACGAAUGGGUGCUUUUGAAUGUGUUCGUAAAGUGUAUCAGACAGAUGGACUCAGAGGAUUUUAUCGAGGCAUGUCUGCUUCAUAUGCUGGCAUAUCAGAGACUGUUAUUCAUUUUGUUAUUUAUGAAAGUAUUAAGCAAAAACUACUGGAAUACAAAACUGCUUCGACGAUGGAAGACGAUGAUGAGUCUGUGAAAGAAGCAUCAGAUUUUGUGGGAAUGAUGUUGGCUGCUGCCACCUCAAAAACUUGUGCCACAACUAUAGCAUAUCCACAUGUUGUAAGAACAAGACUACGUGAAGAGGGAACAAAAUACAGAUCUUUUUUUCAGACACUAUCUUUGGUUGUUCAAGAAGAAGGUUAUGGGUCUCUCUACCGUGGUCUAACAACUCAUCUGGUGAGACAGAUUCCAAACACAGCUAUUAUGAUGGCCACCUAUGAAUUGGUGGUCUACCUACUCAAUGGAUAGCAACAUCUGCCUGUCAAUCUAUAAAGAGGGAAGAAGACCAAAAGAGUACAGUGGACCAUGGAAUAUCUAAGCCAGCAUGGUGGACAGAAGAAAAAGGUUGGGGAACAUUUAACUAUGCCUAAGUGGAAGUUUGGUUGUAGGAGUUGAAGUGAUCAUACCAUGUUACUUGGUCUUUUUGGAAAUGUGAAUGAAACCUCGGCUGCGUCCAAGGAAAAUACCUUUAAAAGCACUCCUUUCUAAAAAUUACCAUUUUCUCUGCCAUGUCUGCCUGACAUAGUUGACUUUAGUUGAUUGGUGGCAGUC
Messenger RNA from Orycteropus afer afer, 1422 nucleotides. The record is from RefSeq and is a predicted model, not a curated record. NCBI's taxonomy places the organism in Eukaryota, Metazoa, Chordata, Mammalia, Tubulidentata, Orycteropodidae.